AAAUCGGGAUUACAAUUCCAAGCUGCCGCUGUGCGGUUGCGGUCGCUCCCCUCCCGACUCCGGCCAGAAGCAGCGACGGUCACGGCAGUCGGUUACUCCACUCGGCGGCGGCGGUGGCGGCGGCGGCGGCAGCGGCAGCGGCAGCGGCAGCCCAUCCUUUCCCGUUUUCUCCUCCAGUCCUACUGCUCUUCUGAAGUUCUGAUACACUAUAACGAAUGUUUUGCUUGAGGAGCUACUGGUCGCCUGCAUUUGCUUCAAUAAAGGAUGGGCCUGUUCGACAUCAGAUAAAGUUUAAUUCUGUAGUGGUUUGUGGUGUCAGGGGUCCAAGACCGAGAUAUCCCCGUGUGUGGAAAACUCAGAAGAAAAUUGGGACUAUUUCCAAGUCACAGAAGCUUGUUGAAUGUAUUAAAGGUCUGUCUAAUGUAAAGGAGGAAGUUUAUGGAGCACUUGACUCAUUUGUUGCAUGGGAACUGGAGUUUCCCUUGAUAGUAGUAAAGAAGGCACUGCAGAAACUUGAGGGCGAAAAGGAAUGGAAACGAAUAAUUCAGGUCAUUAAAUGGAUGUUCAACAAAGGUCAAGGGAAGACAAUGGGAAGCUAUUACACCUUGUUGAAUGCUUUGAUCGAGGAUGGCCGGAUUGAGGAAGCAGAAGAGUUAUUUGGAAUGGUAUUCUCACGAUAUAUGGAGGGUUUGCCUCGUACAUUUUUCAUGAGAAUGAUUUCUUUCUAUUACAGUGUGGGAGCGUAUGAUAAGAUGUUUGAGAUUUUUGCUGAUAUGGAGGAACUAGGUGUAAGACCUGAUGGUUCUAUUAUCAGGAUGCUAGGUGAUGUAUUUCAGAAGUUAGAGAUGAUGGACAAAUAUGAAAAGUUAAAAAAGAAAUACCCACCACCAAAAUGGGAAUAUCGAUACAUCAAAGGCAAGCGCAUCAGAAUGAGAGUUUACCCCGAUAAUAAAACUGAAGAGGCGACAAAAGGAGACCCUGACACCGAUGAACUCGAAGAGGUGGAAAGUAUGCACCUUAAUAAUGAAUUGGAAGAAGCAACAAGCUCAGGCCCUGACAGGAGCGUAUUGGAUGAUGUAGCUUCUGGAGACCUUGGAUAUAUAUAGAUCAGAGCUUCCAUUUGGUAUUUUUUGUGCCUGCUUGAUCAAAGCAGACUAGAGCAAACUGAACUGUUGUGCUGCAGAUUGAGAUUUUGGUGUAGCCAAUUUCUGCCAUUAGGAAAUAAGAGAUCAACUUUCGGGUUUCCAGCAGGGGCAUAUUCUGUCAAAUGAUCUGGUAAUCCUAUUCCAUGGGUACCUGUAUCUGACUGCUUUCGUGAACAUAUGGUUGAUUUUUUAAGGCAAUAUCCUUCAUGAACAUAUGGUUGAUUUUUGAAGGCAAUAUCCUUCAUGAACAUAUGGUUGAUUGUUGAAGGCAAUAUCCUUCGUGAACAUAUGGUUGACUGUUGAAGUCAGUAUCCUGGACAUCAGACAGGGCAGACCAUUAUAUCAUCCGUAUGGUCCUAUAUUGUACUGCAUGGAAAGACUUGUGUUAUGUGCGCUACUCAUCCUAGAAUGUAGAGGCAAAAACCUUCACAGAUACUACUAGCUGAACUAUUUUGCUGGGCACUUCAGAGUCAUUUUUUGCAGCUCCGGCUCUAGACCCAAAAAUACUCUGGCUUCUCUGCUAUUUAAAUGGCUCUUCUUUCUAAA
Sorghum bicolor (sorghum) is the source of this 1691-nucleotide messenger RNA. RefSeq names its product pentatricopeptide repeat-containing protein At4g21190. Gene Ontology annotation, molecular function: protein binding. NCBI's taxonomy places the organism in Eukaryota, Viridiplantae, Streptophyta, Magnoliopsida, Poales, Poaceae. The transcript has 7 exons. The record is from RefSeq and is a predicted model, not a curated record. Bases 216 to 1106 code for a protein of 296 amino acids.